GAAAUUUUGUUUGAAAGUCAGCAUAAGCUGCCUAUUUAUUACCUCUUUAUACGCUUUUUCUUUAAAUUCUUCUUACACCAAAAUGCAUUUUACAGGCGAACUUUUUACUUAUCACCUUGAUGACUCAUCUUCCAUAUGGAAAAGUCUAGUUGCUUUCGAAUCAGGUCCACGUGAUUCUGGCAAAACCGUUGUUUUCAUUGGCGGCCUUGGUGAUGGUUUCAAUAACGUUCCGUUCUUGUUUCCUCUUCAUCAAACACUGGCUUCCAUCGACUGGUCACUCACCCAGGUUCAACUCUCAUCUACCUUUAAUGGAUAUGGUACGACUAAUUUACGAGCAGAUGCUAAAGAACUUGAUCAACUUAUUGAUGUUUUGAAACAACGCGGUAAAAAAUCGAUCGUUCUUUUGGGUCAUUCGACAGGUAGCCAAGAUUGUUAUACACAUAAUAAGUACGGCGAGCGCAGUCAAGACGUCCUUGGAUACAUCUUACAAGCUCCCGUGUCAGAUCGCGAAUAUUUUUCCAAAAAUUUGCCAAACUUUCAGCAAAGCCUCGAAUUGGCCACAUCUAUGAAAAAGGAAGGAAAAGGAGAUGAAUUGUUACCCAGAGCCACAUUUUGGGCGCCCAUUACUGCUGAUAGAUUUUACUCGUUGAGUACAAAAGGUGGAGAUGAUGAUGUUUUUUCGACCGACCUAACAGAUCAAGAGAUACUUAGGCUCUAUGACAAUGUCACUCGUCCUAUCUGCUGGGCUUAUUCUGAAAAGGAUGAGUUUUAUGCCUCCAGUCUGAAUCAGAACGAGGUCAUGCAAAGAUUUCAGAAACUUUGUCCUGCCAUCAAAAUGACCGCGUCUAUACCAAACGGAAGCCAUGCAAUUAUCGAUCCUGCUGCUCAAAUAGAGUUUUGCAAGGUUGUCAAGGAUUUUAUUAUUAGUUUAGAAUAAAGAUAAUUUAUUAUUACUAUUUUGUUUAUAGCAAUAGUGCUCUAUCUUUUAAACAUCUUGCGCCUACUUCUUCCCAUUCUUUAGUUCCAAUCCACAUUUCUUUAGCUGAAUCCAAUUUGCUCAUAACCGUAGCACCCUUCCAGACAAUCACUUCUGGGUCUAGUUCACGUGGUGCAGGCAGAACCUCCACACGCUCUAUAAAUGACUGCUGAGCAAUUACGGUAGAAAGGAUU
Rhizopus microsporus ATCC 52813 is the source of this 1170-nucleotide messenger RNA. Its product is annotated as DUF1749-domain-containing protein. The record is from RefSeq and is a predicted model, not a curated record. The coding region runs from base 83 to 937 and encodes 284 amino acids. Lineage: Eukaryota; Fungi; Mucoromycota; Mucoromycetes; Mucorales; Rhizopodaceae. The transcript has 3 exons.